Messenger RNA from Dipodomys ordii (Ord's kangaroo rat), 3887 nucleotides. It is a transcript of the gene Specc1, whose product is annotated as sperm antigen with calponin homology and coiled-coil domains 1. Gene Ontology annotation, molecular function: protein binding. The record is from RefSeq and is a predicted model, not a curated record. Bases 82 to 2478 code for a protein of 798 amino acids. Gene Ontology annotation, biological process: actin cytoskeleton organization. Gene Ontology annotation, cellular component: microtubule organizing center; filamentous actin. NCBI's taxonomy places the organism in Eukaryota, Metazoa, Chordata, Mammalia, Rodentia, Heteromyidae. The transcript has 9 exons.
CAGAAUAGUGCAACUGACUUAUGAUUGAAGUCUGCAGCUCUGGAGAAGCACGAGAAACCAAGGGCUUUACAAAAGACAAACAUGCGAAGCGCAGCCAAGCCCUGGAAUCCAGUUGUCAAAGCCAGUAGCCAUGGCCCUGACCGUGCCCGGCCUCUCCCUACAACCUCUUCCGGCAUGAAAAGUUCAAAAUCUUCAACCUCGUUGGCUUUUGAGUCCCGACUGAGCAAGCUCAAGAGGGCCAGUAGUGAGGACAUGCUGGACAAGCCUGGUAGUACCACCUCAUCAGGGACAGCACGAUUGAAGAAGACUGUGACAGCAGGAGCGAUUUCUGAGCUCACAGAGAGCCGCUUGAAGAGCAGCACAGGGGCUGUUCCAACAACCAAACGGACAGGCAUUCCAGCUCCACGGGACCUCUCAGUAGCUAUCUCAAGAGAGAGAUCUGUGCCACGUGGUUCCUCCAAUCCUAAGAAAUCAGGGUCCAGUCCAACUUCCUCCUGCACGCCCACUCCUACCAAGCACUUGAGGAACACUUCUGCAAAACCCAAGCAAGACCAUGAAGGUGGAGAGAAGGCUGUGCUCGAGUCCCAGGUUCGGGAACUUCUGGCAGAAGCCAAAGCCAAAGACAGUGAAAUCAACAGACUUCGAAGUGAACUAAAGAAAUGCAAAGAGAGAAGGGCUUUGAGCACUGAGGGGACUGAUGCUUCAGACCCAAGUGCAGAUGGAACAACUGCUCCACCAGGUGACAUAGAACCUUUGGUAAGAGCCCUUGAGGAGAAGAAUAAGACCUUUCAAAAAGAGCUUGCUGACCUAGAGGAAGAAAACCGGGCCUUGAAGGAGAAAUUGACUUACCUUGAGCAGUCACCGAAUUCAGAAGGAACAGCAAGUCACCUUGGUGACAGCAGCUGCCCAACAUCCACAACUCAAGAGUCAAGCUUUGGAAGCCCAACUGGAAAUGAGCUGUUAAGUGAGACUGAUGAGUACAAAAGAAACACACAUGGGAAUGCAUUAAAGACAUCGGGUUCUUCAAGCAGUGAUGUUACCAAAGCUUCAUUGUCACCAGAUGCCUCUGAUUUUGAGCACAUCACUGCAGAUACCCCAUCUCGGCCCCUGUCUUCCACUAGCAACCCUUUUAAGAACUCAAAGUGUUCCCCUGUGGGGAGCUCCCCAAACAACACAAGCGAGCUGUCCCUGGCUUCUCUUACAGAGAAAAUACAAAAGAUGGAAGAGAAUCAGCACAGCACCACAGAAGAGCUGCAGGCUACUCUGCAAGAAUUAUCAGACCAGCAGCAAAUGGUCCAGGAACUGACAGCUGAGAAUGAGAAGCUGGUGGAUGAGAAGACAAUUUUAGAGACAUCCUUCCACCAGCAUCGAGAGAGGGCAGAACAGCUAAGUCAAGAAAAUGAGAAACUCAUCAAUCUUUUACAAGAGCGAGUAAAGAUUGAAGAGCCCAGCACCCAGGGAGGAAAAAUCCUUGAACUAGAGCAGAAGUGCACAGAUAUUCUUGAGAAUAGUCGCUUUGAAAGAGAGAAGCUGCUCAACAUUCAGCAGCAGCUUACCUGUAGCUUACGGAAGGUUGAAGAAGAAAACCAAGGAGCUUUAGAUAGGAUUAAGCACCUGAAGGAAGAAAAUGACAAACUAAAUGGGUUUCUGGAACGAGAAAGGUGUAAUAAUAGUGUGAUGGCCAAAACUUUGGAAGAAUGUAGAGUUACCUUGGAAGGCUUGAAGAUGGAGAAUGGGUCCUUGAAGGCUCACUUAGAGAGUGAUAAGCGAAAGGCUACAGAAACCAGUAGUAUCGAAGGCCAGACUACAGAGAACUGUGAAGUUCAGGAGAUGUUGAAAGCAGCAAGAGCUGAGAAGGAUCAACUAGAACUGUCUUGUACUGAGCUCAGACAAGAAUUGCUAAAGGCAAAUGGUGAAAUUAAACACGUCUCAAGCCUGCUAGCCAAGAUGGAAAAGGAUUAUUCUUACCUGAAGGAGAUCUGUGAUCAUCAAGCGGAACAGUUGAGCAGAACCAGCCUGAAACUGCAAGAGAAAGCAUCAGAGAGUGAUGCAGAGAUCAAAGACAUGAAAGAAACCAUAUUUGAAUUGGAAGAUCAGGUGGAACAGCACCGGGCCGUGAAGCUACACAAUAAUCAACUCAUUAGUGAGCUAGAAAGCAAUGUGAUCAAACUGGAGGAGCAGAAGUCAGACCUGGAACGGCAGCUCAAGACCCUGACAAAGCAAAUAAAGGAGGAGACAGAGGAGUGGAGGCGGUUCCAGGCAGACCUGCAGACUGCAGUAGUGGUGGCCAAUGACAUAAAGUGUGAGGCCCAGCAGGAGCUUCGCACGGUGAAAAGGAGGCUGCUGGAGGAAGAGGAGAAGAAUGCCAGGCUGCAGAAGGAGCUGGGGGACAUUCAGGGACACAGCAGUCAUCUCAUAAGAACUCAAAGGUCAUUCUUGGUUCAGCCUCAGCCAAAGAACUUGCAGAACAUUCUCUGAUGAGGUCCUCCAAACACAAGUAAGAGAAGCUCCAUGGUCUCUGUCAGCUAGCAGAGCAUUUGGUGGAUGAAAGACAGCCCAGCCCUUGCCAUGAUUGGAAACUACAGCCAUUUCUGUGUGAAAGGGGGAAUUGUGUAGAGAAGGAACUAGACUUUGUAAAGAGCCAGUUUUCUUCUUGGCCAUUUAUGUUUUACACAGUCAUUUACAGUUGUUCCUUUUCCUUUUUUCUACAUUUUGGACUCAACUUACUACAUGAUAAAAGAUAUUUUCCUUGGUUUUUUUUUUUCCUCAGAAGAUUCAGCAUUCUCUUUUUUCUUUUUUGGGGGGGGAGACUGUAAUGAAGUUCUGAAAAAAAUACAAAUCUUCUGGAAGAAAUUUAUAUGCAACUAGAGUUUUGAAAGUGAUUAGUGGCAUAGCAUACUCAAAAUAUUGGUGAAUGCAGCCCAUGCAUAAGUUCUUCUUUUUGAUGUUUAUUUUUAAGCUGCCUUCUGAAUAUAGUAUCCAGUAAUCUUGGAAUUUACACUACAUGUGGAAUAAGAAACCUUCUGCAUGAUGCCAUAUUCCGGAGAAGUUAGAUAGACAUUCUGCCCCCUUAAGUUAAGGCUUCAUUGAGCCUUCUUCAAGCUGGGUUUUACUUUAUUACCUCAUCUGAAACAAGAAACCACUAAACUGUGGUUUGAUUUCCUGAUUUCUUUUGUUGGAUUAAACACUUUAGUUGAUGAUAAAGGAUAUAGUUAGCCAGAUAGGGACAAUGCACAGUGACAAUGCUAAUGGAAACUAAACUGAAAACUGAUGAAGGACAACUUAUAACGAAAGCCUCAUGAGUAGAACUACUCUGGAAGCUUCGAAACUUUUAAUGUAGAAGUGUGCAAAUUACAGCAGUCUAGAAUUCAAUGUAUGAUUUUAAACUUUUGGAAGUACAUACACUUGUGAAGAUCUAUAUCUGAUUCAACAAGUUCCAUCUGACAACCUACUGCAUUUCCAUGUGAGAGUUGUGAAUGGAGGGUUUGUUGGCUACACCAUGCAAAUGGCAAUGCAAAAGUCAACUGUCUAAUAAAAGGAAAAUUAGGACCAAAAAUGGUGUUCAAACUCAGGAAGACAUUUUGGGGUAUCAAAUCAGAGAGCACACAUUCAUUAGAAAAAUUUGAAGAAGAAGAAGAAGAGACAUUGAUGUCUUCCUAUAAAAGUACUGUACACACUUACAGAAAUUGUCUUAAUAGAUUUGAAUUUGUAUCAUGGGAGAUAUUUAACAUGGACUCAGAGCCUUAGAGUGACUUACAAUUCACUCACUGGAUGUUUUCAAAUAAAACAAUAAGAAAAAUGCAAGCUCAACUUACAGUGCACAGCUGUGUUUGCACUCAUUUUGAUGUUUUUACAAUGGGUACUGUCAAAUGUUUUUUAUAAUUGUU